CCUACUACCAUGGCCCAUCAAACAGUUUAGCAUCCAUAAACCCUAGAUCCUAAAUCUACCACCAUCAGCGCAUCCAACAGUUUCGCAACCCUAAACCUUGUUGAGAGUUAAUUUUGGAAAUUGCAAUAUAAUUACGGUAGAUAUAAACCCUAAACCUUGUUGAGAGUUAAUUUUGGAAAUUAAAAUAUAAUUAAGGUAGUAUAUCCCUUAUAUUAAAAAAAAAAAAAACAUAAUUAAGGUGUAUUAGAUUUACUAGAAAAACUGCAGAGUUAAUGCUUGUUGGUAAUUAUCAUUAAGGUAUUUCUCUAGUAAAAGUAGGACUCUUGUCUGCAGAUUAUACGCAAGAAACAGAAGAAGAAAACUAUCUUCCAGAAAUCGAUCUUUAUACUCUUCCCCACUAUUCUUCCUGCCGUCGGUACCCAAUAAACCUCACAAAAGAUGAGUCUUGCCAAUUUGCCACAACACUCUUCUAGUUCUUCCUGCAAGUCCUCGCUGGAUGAAGAAUUUGAUGAUGAUAGUGAAGUCGACACUGAUAGGAGUAGAAAGCGGUGUAAGGAGGAGGAUCUUGGAAGCAUAGAGGAAACUCAAGGGUCAGGCUCACAAGUACUUGUAGAAGAAAACUCAAAAUCAUCCCGAAAGAAGGAUAUUUGUGCUCAUCCUGGUUCAUUCGAACAUAUGUGUAUAGUUUGUGGGCAGCCGGUGGAUGACAAAUUUGGUGUGGUAUUUGGGUAUAUACACAAGGGAUUAAGGCUUCACAGUGAUGAAGUUGAUCGGUUACGCAAAAUAGACCUCAAGGGGGCGAUGCGCCAUAAGAAGCUUUACUUGGUACUUGAUUUAGAUCACACACUGCUAAAUUCCACCAAACUGGAUCGUAUGACUGCAGAAGAAGAAUACUUAAAGAGCCAAACAGCUGAUUCCCUGCAAGAUGUUUCAAAAGGUAGCCUAUUCAAGGUGGACAUUGUGGAUAGGAUGAUCAAGUUGAGGCCUUUUGUUAGGACAUUUUUAAAGGAGGCCAGUGAAAUGUUUGAGAUGUACAUAUAUACAAUGGGUACACGAGUCUAUGCACUCGAAAUGGCGAAGCUGCUUGAUCCCAGGAAAGAGUACUUCAGUGAUAGAGUGAUAUCAUGUGAGGAUGCCAUCAAAAGACAUCAAAAAGGUCUAGAUAUUGUGCUUGGACAAGAGAAUGCUGUUUUAAUCCUUGAUGAUAAAGAAGAUGCAUGGACAAAGCACAACAGCAAUCUAAUAUUGAUCGAAAAAUAUCAUUUCUUUAGAUCGAGUAGUGACAAAGGUGGGUUCAAAUGUAAGUCCCUUUCUGAGUUGAAGAGUGAUGAAAGUGAUACUGAAGGAGCUCUUGCAGCUGCUCUUGAUGUUUUGAAACAAAUCCAUACUACGUUCUUUCAUGAAUUGGAGGACAAUCAGAGCGAUGUAAGGAAGGUGUGGAAAACUCUUAAGGAGGAACCAUUGAAGGGGUGUAAACGAGUUUUCAGCUAUGUCUUUCCCUCAAAAUUCCAGGCAGAUGCUGGAAGCCUGGAACAGGCAAGUUCUGAUUCCAUCCACAGUGCAAUGAAGCUGCAAACUCUAUGUUGUGGGGAAAGCAACCUGAUGAGAAGUUCACUACCAAGCGAAUGAAAACCUCAUUAUCUGUUCUUGCAGCACUGACCGUGUCUGCAUGUAGUUUGAAAUACUUUUGAUCCCGAACGUGGUUCCUCCAUUGAUCUCACUCAAUCGUAUCUCUUAGAGAUUACCAUUCUCUUUCAUUUUGAACUGUUGAAUUUCAUAAUAGUAAUCUUUUUCUCUCUCUA
Messenger RNA from Pyrus x bretschneideri (Chinese white pear), 1802 nucleotides. RefSeq names its product RNA polymerase II C-terminal domain phosphatase-like 4. The transcript has 9 exons. Gene Ontology annotation, cellular component: nucleus. Bases 439 to 1629 code for a protein of 396 amino acids. Gene Ontology annotation, molecular function: RNA polymerase II CTD heptapeptide repeat phosphatase activity. NCBI's taxonomy places the organism in Eukaryota, Viridiplantae, Streptophyta, Magnoliopsida, Rosales, Rosaceae. The record is from RefSeq and is a predicted model, not a curated record.